Messenger RNA from Colletotrichum aenigma, 1119 nucleotides. RefSeq names its product Transcription factor atf1 (gene atf1-1). The transcript has a single exon. Gene Ontology annotation, biological process: regulation of transcription by RNA polymerase II. The record is from RefSeq and is a predicted model, not a curated record. Gene Ontology annotation, molecular function: RNA polymerase II cis-regulatory region sequence-specific DNA binding; DNA-binding transcription factor activity, RNA polymerase II-specific. Bases 1 to 1119 code for a protein of 372 amino acids. NCBI's taxonomy places the organism in Eukaryota, Fungi, Ascomycota, Sordariomycetes, Glomerellales, Glomerellaceae.
AUGAAUUCAAGCUCAGCAGGUGUGAGUGUACUUCAAAGUGGGUUGUCGAGCAGCGCACUUGACGAUCUACUCUCUGACUGUUUCGCCAUCCCGACAGACGAAUAUACCACGCAACAACAAAUACGACAACAUCAACCGGACCAGCAACAAGCGGAUUGUUACUUCCAGCGACAAUUGAAUAUCAAGAGAGAGAAUGAGGCUGCCAACACUGCACCUCAGUUCUUCGUCGCGCCCUUGGCCCUGACUUCAGCACCCGACGCGGCGUCAAUCAUUUCCGACAGCACAUCGUCCCCCUCAACACGGAGCUCUCAUGUGUGGCAGGACUCGUCCGCGACAAACUCUUUGUUGUCUCCAGUGAGCUCCGUACUAUCGCCGCCGAAUUCGAACAUCAAGUCUCCUCCAGUCGACCCCUUGAUCAUAAGCCCCGAGCACGAGACGAAACCCUUGCCGGGAGAAGCACUCGAUUCGCCAAAGAGGCGGCGCGGCAGACCUCGUCUCGCAGAGCCCAAGACACGAGCGGCAGACGCGCCAGCGACGGCCACAUCAUCGACGGUAGCGAAGGUGCAGAAGAAGUCCGCAGCCGCGCGACGCGCUUCGACGGCAUCCGCGAGCGGCGCCGACGAUGCCAAGGCUCCAAAAACCACCGAAGACAAAAAGAAUCGCAUCCGCGCCCGCAACAGAGAGGCUGCGUACAAGUGCCGGCAAAAGAAGCAGAAGGGGAUCGAUGAGCUGCAGUCGCAGGAGGUGGUUGUGGAAAAUGUCAACAAGAGCCUACACGCUGAGGCGUCUCUGCUGCGGAGCGAGAUCUUGAUGCUGAAGAAUAUGGUUCUUCAGCAUGGUGGAUGCGGAUUUUCUUUCAUCGAAGAAUACAUCUCGGGCGCUGCGCAGAACUUGGUCUCGUCAAGCAUGGCGGCGAAUGCGACAACGGCCAAUGCGGGAGCAGCGAUGAGCAACACAGCAGUCGGAGGAGACUCAUCAAUGGACUGGGACAUGUUCGACAAUGAUAAGCGCAAAUCCGAAAUAUCAGCACUAGGUUCCGACGAUGGGUUCUCGAUGCUCGACGAUGCCUCCAUCGCUCAUGGCGGCAGAGCUCAAUCGCAGGAGUUCAUGAUGGCUUAG